Molecule: messenger RNA, 1627 nt
Organism: Spea bombifrons (plains spadefoot toad)
Lineage: Eukaryota; Metazoa; Chordata; Amphibia; Anura; Pelobatidae
Gene: CHST7
Product: carbohydrate sulfotransferase 7
Exons: 1
Coding region: 320-1627 (435 amino acids)
Biological process (GO): carbohydrate metabolic process; N-acetylglucosamine metabolic process
Cellular component (GO): Golgi membrane
Molecular function (GO): N-acetylglucosamine 6-O-sulfotransferase activity; chondroitin 6-sulfotransferase activity
Source: RefSeq, a predicted model, not a curated record
ACAAAAACCCAGAAGCAAGAGCAGAUUAGCAAAGGCUUGCCUUGGAUUGCAUGUGCUUAGGAAAUAUUAGCCUGCAGGCACCUAAUGUUCAGCUUCUGUGCCCCCGGGCUAUAGAGCAGGAUGAGAAGAAUGCAUGGCACACACAGAAAGACUGGAUUACCUUUGGAUAUAUUCAUAGUUUACCAACUGCAGUCACUGCAGAGGAAGUGAGUACACAAGUGGUGGAGAAUUAAAGAUCCGGAGAUGAAUGUACUGGGUUAGGACAUGAAGCGUUUGCAGCUUUGGCUGUCAAGGAGACAUCAACUCCCAUCUGAGCAGGAUGAAGAGGAGGAGGGUGAGAAAGAGGUCUUUGCUUCUGGUUUUGGUGUAUGUGACAUUACUUCUUCUGCUCCUGUCCAUGCUCAUGCAUAAUGAUUGGUGGACUGUGAAUAGCAAACAUUCUGGACAUGAGAGUAAAGUAAGCAGGGAAAGGUCUCUGCCUCGGCUAUUCCCCAAAUUGGAUUCCUCAAUAUGGGAGACAGAACCAGAGGAGGAGGGAAGUCCAGCUCCUGGUUCCCCACCACCUCGUACACAUGUCUAUGUACACGCCACCUGGCGCAGUGGGUCAUCAUUCCUUGGGGAACUCUUUAACCAGCACCCUAAUGUAUUCUAUCUAUAUGAGCCUGCCUGGCACAUGUGGCAGUCACUGUACCCAGGAGAUGCAGAAAGCCUGCAGGGGGCACUGAGAGACCUUCUAAGCUCUCUAUUUCGCUGUGACUUCUCAGUUCUUAAGCUUUACAGCGGGGAAAACCUAACUACCUCAGGACUUUUUGGUGGGAGAAGCAACAAGGUCAUCUGCAGCGCCCCAUUCUGCAAUCAUGAAAGGGAGUACUCUGCCUUUUCAUCCACUGCUGGGGGGGCCAGAGACAAAGUGGGUCUUGUAGAACCAGGAGAUUGUGAGAAAAAAUGCCCAGCCCGCAGCCUUAAGGAUUUGGAGAGGGAAUGUCGACGAUACCCGGUUGUAGUGAUUAAGGAUGUACGGUUGAUGGAAGUGUCUGUGUUGCGGCCACUCCUGAAAGACCCAGAACUUAAUUUGAAAAUCAUACAGCUAUUUCGUGAUCCACGGGCUGUGCACAACUCACGGCUUCGUUCCAAGAGAUCACUGCUGCGGGAGAGCUUGCAAGUUUUGCGAAGUCGCUUACGAGUAGGAGACCCAGCAAUCAAGGCCCAGCAGCAACAACAGCUGCACCGAGGGGGAGCAGAUUACCUGUUAGGUGGGGCUCUGGAAGUGAUCUGCCAGGCCUGGCUGAGAGACCUGUUGCUCCUUCGUGGUUCUGGUCCUGUGUGGCUCCGCAAGCGUUAUCUUAGACUGCGCUACGAAGACCUAGUCCUAAGACCACAGGAAGAGCUGGGUCAUCUUCUCCGCUUUGUUGGUCUGCCGUCCAUGGCUGAACUGGAUGACUUUGUCGUGAACAUGACCAGGGGGUCGAGUUACUCCUCUGACAGGCCUUUCCUUGUGUCAGCAAGGGAUGCCCGAGAAGCGGUGAACGCUUGGCGGGAGAGACUGAGCAGAGAUCAGGUGCGCAGAGUCGAGGAAGCCUGUGGGGAAGCUAUGUCAGUGCUGUCCUAUAGGCCAGAUAUGGAGUAG